AAACAGCUGUUGCCUUUAGAAUGGGGGGUGGAGGUACUUAAGUUACUGCCUGCUCUUUGCCAUGGAUCUCACAGCUUCUUCUUCAGUACCUCUUCUUCCCUGGGAUGGGAUCCUGUCAAUCUGCCUUCCUUAGGGGAGGGCAGUCAACCGGUCAGUCCUCUUUUUUUUGUGUGUGACUUCCUUGUGGGAAUUUGGGUUUCCCAGGAAGACCCACAGCACACUAGCCUGGACCAUUCUUCUUUAUCCUGGAGCUUCCUAGAGUGUGAAGCAAGUUUUGUCAGGUGACCUAUGGAUGACCAAAGCCCCACUGGCUCCCCAUCAGGAGAGGGGUCAGAAGAAACAGGAGACGUCCCUCAUGACUUCCAGGCAGGGAGUUGGGAGGAAUCCCCGCCAAGGAGACCAAGCAAACAGGCUGGACAGGAACACAAUGAGGGACAGGAUCAGACCCAGGAAGCCCAAAGGGAGGAGUUCCGGGAGGGAAUGGAAAAAACCCACACAAGGGAGAAGCCAUAUAAGUGUUCACACUGUGGGAAACGCUUCAGGUGCAAAAUUAGUCUUACUAGACAUCAAAGAAUCCAAAGAGGGGAGAAACCAUAUACAUGCUUACAGUGUGGAAAAUGCCUCAAAUGGGAAAUUGAUCUCACUAGACAUCAAAGAAUCCUCACAGGAGAAAAACCAAAUGCAUGCUUGCAGUGUGGGAAAUGCUUCAUGUGGAAAACAGAUCUUACUCGACAUCAAAGAACCCACACAGGGGAGAAACCAUAUACAUGCUUGCAGUGUGGAAAAAGCUUUGCUCAGAAACCUAAUCUUACAAGACAUCAAAGAACCCACAAAGCGAAGAAACCAUAGACAUGAAGAAACCAUAGACACAGACCCAACGGUGGAGAGAGUUUCUGUCACUAAUAAACCCAUCAUGGACAUCAAAGAGAGAUAUUAUACAAAUGCUUGCACCGCAGUUAGUGCGUUGGUGAUGAACUGAGCCUUAAUGAACACACAUAGGAGAGGAAACUACAUGCCUAUGUGCAGUGUAGAAACUGCUUUGGUCUUGGCACAGGCUUCAUUUCACAUCAAAUAUUUCACACACGGGCAAACUUUCAGUCUGUUUGUCCCAAUACAAUUUCAAGAUUUAAGAUGGAAUGUACUUUGAGCAACCUGCAUUUCUGAGGUUUGGAAAGUUCAGGAUCUGUAACAGAAUCUUUUUAGUCACGGUUCAAUGAGGAACUCAUUGGUCUUUUAAAGUGUUGUGGUGGUUCAAUAUUUUCAAAUGUUCUGAUUAAAAGGGGGGAGAAAUGUGAUAAGUGAAGCUUUUUCCAUUGAUGGAGAAAUUGCAGCUACCAUCUCCUGAGAGAUCUGGAUUUUCUGGCAUUAAUCAGAUUGUAGUGAAGGCUUUUCUGACAAUUGGCUCAUUCUACAUCUGAUCAUAUCCUCAAUUGUGUAUCCUGGAAAAUGCAACUUCAAUGUGAAUCCACGAAGCAUGAAGAGAAGUUGGAAACACUUUCCCUCUAGAAUUCAGCUGCACUGGCAGAGAAAUGCCUGCUCCUUUUUAGAUGUUUUUCAUAUCAGUAUUUGAAUGAAUUUGUUCUGCUUGCAAAUAAAGUAAGAUGCAUUUUUCUCAGUC
Molecule: messenger RNA, 1618 nt
Organism: Hemicordylus capensis (graceful crag lizard)
Lineage: Eukaryota; Metazoa; Chordata; Lepidosauria; Squamata; Cordylidae
Product: zinc finger protein 2-like
Exons: 2
Coding region: 289-849 (186 amino acids)
Biological process (GO): regulation of transcription by RNA polymerase II
Molecular function (GO): RNA polymerase II cis-regulatory region sequence-specific DNA binding; DNA-binding transcription factor activity, RNA polymerase II-specific
Source: RefSeq, a predicted model, not a curated record